Toxotes jaculatrix (banded archerfish) is the source of this 2372-nucleotide messenger RNA. It is a transcript of the gene pgm3, whose product is annotated as phosphoglucomutase 3. The transcript is spliced from 13 exons. NCBI's taxonomy places the organism in Eukaryota, Metazoa, Chordata, Actinopteri, Toxotidae. Gene Ontology annotation, molecular function: magnesium ion binding; phosphoacetylglucosamine mutase activity. Gene Ontology annotation, biological process: UDP-N-acetylglucosamine biosynthetic process; hemopoiesis; carbohydrate metabolic process. The coding region runs from base 74 to 1711 and encodes 545 amino acids. The record is from RefSeq and is a predicted model, not a curated record.
AGGAGAGGAGGAACCGGAAAAACAGGAAGCCUUUCAUACAGUGCAGCACUGAUCCUCCUUAAAACAACACAAAAUGGCUCAGUUCCAGGAUGUAUCAAAACAUUCCAGUCAGCACCCGAAGCCUGCAGGGUUGGUUUUGCAGUAUGGUACCGCUGGCUUCAGGACCAGCGCCAAACAGCUGGACCACAUCAUGUUCAGAAUGGGACUGCUGGCCACGCUCCGCUCCAAAAAGACCAAAGCCACCAUUGGAGUCAUGGUCACCGCAUCACACAACCCAGAGGAGGACAACGGGGUGAAGCUGAUUGACCCCCUGGGAGAGAUGGUGACACCGGCAUGGGAGGGCUAUGCCACCCAGCUCGCCAAUGCAGAGCAGGACGAUUUACUGACUGCUUUGAAAGACAUAAUAGAAAAGGAAGCCAUAGACAUGAGCCUGGAGGCUAAUGUUUUUGUGGGCAAAGACACCAGGAGCAGUAGCGCCAGCCUUUCACAGGCAGUACUGGAUGGAGUGUCUGCUCUUGGUGGUCACAGCAAAGACUAUGGUUUGGUGACUACCCCACAGCUCCACUACAUGGUUUGCUGUCAGAACACACAGGGUAAAUAUGGAGAGGCCACAGUGGAAGGAUACUACCGCAAACUGUGCCAGGCUUUCAUUCAGCUCAUCAAGAAUGCGUCCAACUGUACAGAUGACCAGAAGCACCUGUCUGUGGACGGUGCUAACGGCAUUGGGGCGCUGAAGGUGCGUGAGAUGGAGAGUCACCUGAAGAGGGAACUGCAGAUUUCACUCUUCAACGACGGAAGCAAAGGAAAGCUCAACCACCAGUGUGGGGCCGACUUUGUCAAAGUGCAGCAAAAACCUCCGAUGGGUAUUAAUAUUAACCCAGGGGAGCGUUGUUGUUCCUUUGACGGUGAUGCUGACCGAAUAGUUUACUACUACACUGACUCUGAGGGACGGUUUCACCUGCUGGAUGGAGACAAGAUAGCUACUCUCAUCAGCACUUUCCUUAAAGAGCUUCUCACACAGGCUAGUUUAGACUUGAAGAUAGCGGUGGUGCAAACCGCUUAUGCAAACGGAAGCUCAACACGCUAUCUGGAAGACACGAUGAAGGUAAUAGUCAGGUGUACUAAGACUGGAGUGAAGCACCUUCACCAUGCAGCCCAGGCGUUUGACAUUGGUGUCUACUUUGAGGCCAAUGGCCAUGGAACGGUGUUGUUCAGUAAGAAGGCUGAAGAGAAGAUCCAGCAGCUCGCUGAGGACCCCAACUCCAACGACGAGAGCAAGAGAGCAGCUCUCCUGCUACAGAGCACUACCAACGUCAUCAACCAGACUGUUGGUGACGCCAUUUCCGACAUGCUGCUGAUUGAAGCUAUAUUAGCCAUCAAGGGUAUGACUGUUCAACAGUGGGACGCUAUCUACAGUGACCUGCCAAACAGGCAGCUUAAAGUCAAGGUGGCGGACCGCAGAGUGAUUGACACGACAGAUGCAGAGAGACGGGCAGUGAAUCCGGCAGGGCUGCAGGAGGCCAUUGACAGUUUAGUGAAGAAGCACAAACAGGCACGCUCCUUUGUGAGACCCUCUGGCACAGAGGAUGUGGUGAGAGUUUACGCCGAGGCAGAAACACAGGAGAGUGCUGAUGCCCUUGCACAUGAAGUCAGCCUUGCAGUUUAUCGCCUCGCAGGGGGAGUGGGUGAUGAACCCAAACCACUGCACUAGAAACACAUUCAUAUAAUAAUGACUCCUGUCUCAGUUGGUGCUUUUUCAGUGGAAUCCCAGCUGAUAACUUCAUUUUAUAGAGCUGUAAUUUAUCAAAAUUGCCUUUUUUUUUUGGUGAGAUGCCAAAUUAUUUUGUACUGCUAAUUGCACUACUUCCCUCUGCUUUUCUAUUCCUUUGUAUUUGUCUGUAAAUGUGAAGAUGGGACACACUGGAGGAAACAAUGAAGGGGUUUUAUGCAACUUAUGCAACAAGGUAACAGUACUCUCACCGUCUCCAACAGUCAGCCACGUGCCUAAGUAUGGUUUUCUAUUUAAUAUAAAUAAUCUUCUUAACUAUACAUACAAUUUUAGAAUAUUUAGUUACAUAGACAACACCAGUUGUCCUCACAAGUAAUUAUGAAGGUUUUAGAGAGGGUAUCAGUUUACUUUGGUUGUAAUGCAACUAAUGGAACUUUCUAUUAAAUGAAAUCUUUCUUGACAGUUACUUAAUUUCUUUUCUUUUCAAAACAGUGAAAUCAAAAGUUUACAUAUGGUAGUUGUGUCAGUAGUACUUCCUUGAAUAUUGGUGGGAAAGACUGUACUGCUUUAGUUCGAAUAAUGAAAAAACAAAAAAAAAAAGUGAGGAUGUGUGUAUAAUCAGACUGAAUUAAAUGACAACCAC